AUGACCCAGACCCUCGACAACAGGGAGGACCCUCUCAACCUGGGCGGCGGCUGGGCGUCCUCCGCCCCCUUGGGUACCUGGUCUACCUGCCACCGAAGGCGCAGAGGCGCUCCCAUAAACCAGCGGCGCCACCGCUAUGGUCCCAAGUCGGAGUAUGAGCCCCCCAGGAAACAGCCAAAGCAACAGCACGGUCCGGGCCCUUGGUUCCAACCACCCCGACGGCCCUACUGGGCCGUGUACUCCAACUGGGGGCGCUGGGGAGAGCCCUGGCGCCCACCUCCGGCCAGAUUCUGGAAGCCUCCCGGCCAAGUGCAAGUGAUCCGGGUGUUUGGUGUGCACCCGCUCUGCCUCUGCUGCUGCUCCUGCUGUCGCGGGCCUUGGAACCCCGGCUGGGCGAGGCCCCCCGGCAGGAAGAAGCGCUGGGGCCGCAGGGGCCGUGGCCUGCGCCGCCACCCUCGCCGCUCCUUCCCGAGGAGCCCGCCCGUGGAUCUGAGCACGCUGCUGAGGCCGGUCAACCUGUACGGGUGGCGGGCCCCGGGCAUGCGGGCGCCGCGCAACACCACCCAGUUCAUCAUGAACCAGAUCUACGAGGACAUGCGGCAGCAGGAGAAGCUGGAGCGCCAGCAGGAGGCGCUGCGGGCGCAGGAGGCGCAGGCGCGCGGCGCGGCCUCCCCCGGGGGCUCCUCCGGGAACGACGCGCCCCCCAGCGGCGGCGAGGAAGAGACGGAGCCGCGGGAGACCUUGUACCCCUUUGCGCAGAAUCCCUCUCUGGGCUUCAGUCCCGACCCCGACGAGGAGCACGGGUUUCCCGCCGCACAGUCUGCGGAGGAGGAGGACGACGACGACGAGAGGAGGGAGGAGGAGGAGUGUGACGAGGAGUGUGACGAGGAGUGUGACGGGAGGGAGGAGGAGAGCGAAGAGGUGGAGGAGGAGGAGAGCGAGGAGGAGGAGGAGGAGGAGGAGGAGGAGAGCGAAGAGGAGGAGGAGGAGGCAGAGGCCAGAGAUGAAGAGGAGGUCGAAGACGCUGACUGCGCGGAGGAGGGGGAGGAGGACGAAGAGGAGGAAGAGGAAGAGGACGAUAUAGAAGAGGAAGAGGAGGGGAUGGAGGAAGAGGAGCCGAGAGAGGAAGAGAAUCCUUUACCUCUAGAAAUGCCUUUAUCAUUCCUAGUGGGGGCUGAGGAAGAGAGAGAGAACUUUAUAAACUGUCCUUAUUUAAGCCCCAAGCAGAUGAUUCCCAAAGUGCCCCAGGAAGCGCUCCUCAUGAUAGACGACAUUAACUGUUAGACCUCAGGAAAGGGAUUGAGAAUGGGAUGGAACUGAUUUAAGGCUAAAAUGGAUUAGCAACCUAUUAAAAACUAAUUAAAAAGUGAGUUCCACUAAUAAACAUACCUAUGUAAACCCCUUCUUUGGCCAUUAUAAAAUGUUGAAAAAUUGGUGUGUUUCUUUAUGACUACGGGUGGGGGAGGGGGAGCUUUCAAAUGCAAUUUAAUUGGACAUGAUUAAAGGCCAAAUAUUUUAUUACUGCAGUUUGAAUAGUUUCAUUUGGUGUUUUCCCUCUCUAGACACCUGAGACUUUUUUUUUUUUUUUAAUUCUGGCAAU
This is a messenger RNA of Neogale vison (American mink), 1600 nucleotides long. RefSeq names its product coiled-coil glutamate rich protein 1 (gene CCER1). NCBI's taxonomy places the organism in Eukaryota, Metazoa, Chordata, Mammalia, Carnivora, Mustelidae. Bases 1 to 1284 code for a protein of 427 amino acids. The transcript has a single exon. The record is from RefSeq and is a predicted model, not a curated record.